AGUGCCAGAGGGGAGAAUCGGUGUGUUGGCAUCCUGGAGACAUUUCGAUCAAAGUGCAAUAAAACGUGUCCUCCCGCCGCGGACACACGUGUCGUAAUGCGGGGACACUUCCACUGAGCCACCGGAGCAACGUCAGCAGUGCUGAGGAGGGAAAAGAUGGGGAGGAAAGACGCCAGCGCGACCGGAUUGCCAGUCGAGCAGUACAGGAAACAGAUCGGUAAGCAGGACCACAAAAAGACAAAAUCGGUCUUAAAGGCCACACGGCUGAAGGCUGACGCGAAGAAGAAUUCCUCUGGAUUCAGGGAUGCGUUCCUCGUCAUUGCAGCGAUCGCGUUAGGUGUGCUCUGCAUCUACGCCUUCUUCUACCUCAACCUGAGCACCGAGCUCAACCUGGACGUGGACGAGGAUUAACAGGAAUCCAAGCUGUUCAGUAUGUGAGCAGGACACACUUUGACAAUGAACUGCCUCUUUAGGAGGGAAUUAGACAAUGUAAGUUUGAGGCCAUUUUUGAGAUUUGACACACAUUGUCCCUUGAUUUUCAGCAUAAAACUGCAGAAAUAAUUGUGCUGACAUUCAUUAUUUUACGGUUUUAAAUCCAUAAAAUAGAAACCGAGCCUCCUCUCACGCACGUCUUCCAAGCCGGAGCUCUGUUAAUCGUAUUCCGCCGAGUCACGUCCCGAUGUUUUCUCCACUAAUAGAAAAAUUUAAAUCUCCAACAGAACCUCUCGUCACAUCAAGACAAACACUUGCCUCACAUGCCAGUGCACAAACCCGCUCCUCGCGAACAGCCGCAGAUCACAGAGUGUGAGAUUAGAAUCCACAAAGCCCUGGUCCUGAUUGAACAUGUGUGCGGAAUACAGAGAUGCGCAUUGUACCUGCAGCACAUACAUGCCGCACUUAGGCAGACGUCCUCGGGAUUAGCAUGACAAACAUCUGGGCUGUUCUUUCAUUUGAAUGGAAAUUGACAAAGGUGACUGACGCAUGCUGCUCAUGAGGAACACCUUGAUGACUUCCCCCUUUACAGUGUGAUGCAUCUCUAUAGAACCAGACGUCAGGGUUUAGUCAAUGUUUAUUUUCUUUCUACUUCUCACUACGUUCAAUGUUAGCGUCUCUCUUUUGAGUCCACAAGCCACUUUGAAAUUAUAUAAUAUUUGCAUUUAAUUAUCACUUUCUGCUGCAAGCUUCCAGCACAUUCUUCCAGCCCUAACUAGCAAUAUCCGUGCUGUUUUAUAAAAGCCAAUCGAUGCAUUAUUCUGGAAACGUUUUUUUAAUGCAUUAAAAGGCCGUUACUAAAAAACACAAGAGGCCUUUUGACUUCUCUCAUUCCGAACAUGUUUUUUCUUUUUUCGUUUUUUUCCCGCUGAGCCUUUUCUUAAAAAACAAGUCUUAACGUCUGUGUCUCGAUUGUGUUCCGGGGCUCGAAAUAUGAGUCAGAUUUCGUGCUUUCAGUUUCUGCAUUUUCUCCCAUGACCUCCCGACCUCUAGUAAAAGACUACACGUCAAAGAAACCAUUAUGAUAAGCAUGCACCCGUACCCUCACCCAGUGGCUUUUAUCAGGCCUCGGUACAUCCACCCCCCCCCC
Messenger RNA from Limanda limanda (common dab), 1582 nucleotides. RefSeq names its product triple QxxK/R motif containing (gene triqk). Bases 157 to 411 code for a protein of 84 amino acids. Gene Ontology annotation, cellular component: endoplasmic reticulum membrane. The transcript is spliced from 4 exons. The record is from RefSeq and is a predicted model, not a curated record. Lineage: Eukaryota; Metazoa; Chordata; Actinopteri; Pleuronectiformes; Pleuronectidae.